UGAAAGCAGUUCAUGGAGAAGUGAAAUAAACUUGGGAAAUGUGAUCAAGAUUUAUGGUUUGACAAGACAAUCGAGGCAUGUAAUGACACGUUUGUGCAUAUAAUUUCGUGACUAAAGAACGUAUUCGCCAUAUAGCUACUUCGCUGAUGGAUGUAGCUAGCUAGCUAACGUUAGCUACAUGUGUUAUAAACUGGCCAGACCCCCAAAAUGACAGCUACUGUAGAUAGCUAUCCAGUAACUGUCAGGUAAAUGAUUUUCUAAUAUUAUUGAGUAGCUAGCUUUAUAACCUAAAUUGCAGGUGAUAAUAGCAAAUCUUUGCUGUAAUAGCUUUUGACUUGACCUUCUAGGUUUAAUUUCAUUUGAUGUGAUACUAAUUCUAGCUAGCACAAAUUAAUAACCUACCUCAAGUUAAUGUAAUUGCUAAAAUAUAGUUAAUUAUCAAAAGUCAUGAAUAAUUUCAAUUUGAUCAUGACUGUUCAAUACAUUACACAUAAGUCAUUGGACGAAAGACGUCUUGUAAGGGAGAGUUUUGUUAAGAGCCGCGAUGCUCGGUCACACGCAUCGCUUGCGGUACGUUUUUUUUGUGCAUAAGGACCUUAUGUUAUAUAUCGGCGAGAAAUAAUUUUCUAAAAACAAAAUGUUAAAAUGAUAGGCACCAUUAUAGGGUUAGGGUUAUCACGUGGCCAAUUAGCUUUGUGCAUCUCCGAACACCGUUAAAACAGUGUACAGCACGGGUUUGGUGGCACCUUCAUUUGGGAGAACAGGCUCGUGCUAAUGACUCCAGCGAAAUGUAUGGAACUGGGCAAAGCCAAGUUGCUGAGGUCAGGUCUGAACACGCUACACCAAACCAUCCACCCCGUCCACGGGAUAGCCUGGACUGACGGGAAGCAGGUCUGCCUCACCUCCCUCUACUAUGACAACUGCGAAGUCAAAUUCGGCGACACCAACGUCAUCGGUCAAUUUGAGCAUGUAUUCAGCCUCUCCUGGGGCCCUCUGUGCUGUUCCGGUGCUCCUGCCCUGUUGGCCGUCCAACACAAGAAACAUGUCACAGUGUGGCAGCUGCAGCUCAGCGCUCUGGAACAGAACAAGCUGCUCUGCACUCAGACCUGUGAGAUGAGCGAACCGUUCCCCCUUCUGUCUGAGGGGUGUGUCUGGCAUCCCAAGAUGGACAUCCUUUCUGUCCUCACUAAGAAAGAUGCCUCUGUGCUGUUCUGCGUCCGCGUGGACAACCGUAGGGUCAAGGCUGAUAUUAAAGGCAGUGGACUCAUCCACUGUGCCUGCUGGACCAAAGAUGGCACCCGGUUGGUUUUGGCUAUAGGAAGCGCCCUUCACUCCUACAUCUAUAACGAUGUUCAGAAGAGUCUUUUAGCCUGCUCCUUCUGCCCCAUCUUUGACGUGGGCGGGUACAUCUGUGCCAUCGAGUCAACAGGCGAGGCCCAGGUGGCAGUAGCUACAGAGCUGCCUCUGGAUAGGAUCUGCGGGCUGAACGCUGGCAUAGCAUUUGACGUGUCCUCAGAUUCAGAGUCCUCCCUACCUGGACAUUCUUCUCCUAUGGUGAUGUUGGACGAGGAUGGCUGUAUAGACCCCCGCAGGAGGUCCUUUGACUCUGAGAGGUCCUACCUCUCCUGCUCUGCCUCCGGCGGUCCUAUGGACCUCACCCACCUCCUGGCUAAGCACCGGCGCUCAGACCCUAGUCCACUCUUACACCUACGCCGCAGGGACCACCUGACUGGCUCUGGACAGGAUUCGUCGCACCUUAUCCUGGUAACCUACGAACGGAAAGUCACCAGCACCAGUAAGGUCAGCAUCCCUGGGAUCCUGGUGCCAGACAUUGUGGCCUUUGACUCCAGAGGUUCCACGGUGGCAGUGGCCUCCAACACAUGUAGCAUGGUACUGGUCUACUGCAUCACACCGUCCACCAUGCCCAACAUCCAGCAGAUCUCCUUACAGAAAAACGAGAGGCCCAAAGGCAUCUGCUUUCUUGGUGACAAGAUGUUGCUUCUCAUGAUUGGCAGACAGAAGUCCAAAGACCCUGCCUUCCUCCCCUCCUCCAAUACGGACAAAUAUAUCCUGCGCCUCGCAUCCAAGGAGAUUGUCUACAACGGAGGAACCCCGGCGUGUCCCUCCCCGAAUCGAGAAUCCCCCGUUAGACGCCACUCGAAGCAUGUCUUCUCUAAAGAUGAGCAGCAGGAGCUUGUUGAGAUUAAGGAGCUGGUGCUGCCGGGAGGAGAUGUAAUCCAGUCCCAUUCUCCAGGGAGCAGCAGGAGGAGGCUGGUGGAGGAGGUGAGAAGCCCGGAGCCCAGCUCAGUCACCAGCUCAGUGGACUUCUCCUACUCUGACCUCUGUCACACCUCUGACCAACCUCACUCUAACGCUUCCUCCAUUACGGUCGAAAACUUCCACACGGAACCCGUCAACCGAAUGACGAUGCUCUCCAUGGCAGGACAGGCUAGCAGGGAGUCAAGUCAAACCUGCUCCCCAUACUACAACCCUAGGGAUAAGCCCCACACGGAGCUCCCCACCCUGCCCAAAACCACCCCCUUGGCCCCCAGAGAGAAGGAGAGGAACCUGGAGCAGCUAUCUCAGAACAUGGAGAGGAUUUUCUCUCGUUUUUCUGAGGUGCAACAGUGUCUGACAGAGAUCAGGGACUUCACCCGGAACGGCAAAAGGGGUCUGGGGACUAGUUACCCCAAUGCCUGUGAUCCUCCAUACGUUAACAUCACAUGUCAGAAGCAGCUGUCUGAGAAUGUGUUUAUAGAUGAGAGAAGGCCAGUGUUGUUGUGUGAGGGGAAGCUGUGUCUGAAGGUUCUUCAGGAGCUCUUCAACGUCACUAUAGUAGAGAUGGUGUAUGGUCCGUUGUGGAUAGUCCUGGUAGCGGAUGCAGAGGGCUUUGUACCCCUGAUUUUUAAACCCAAAGAGGAGUUGACGGUGAGGAACGGAAAGAGUAAAUCUCCCAUCAGGACCCCUGGCAGCCCAGACUCCUGCCCCUCCAGCCCAGUCAAAUCUCCCUCCAGCCCAGUCAAAUCUUACCCCAACACAGAGACUUGAACACAGCAUAAAUCUCAAAACAGACUUCAGUAUAGUGGGAGAGAGCACACAGCAUGGGACUACCGCCUAGCAUAACAUAUGAGAUGUCAAUGCUUUAUGCAUGCAUAUCUAAAAACUGCACACGCAAAGACUCAACCCCUCGGCAGCUUUUUAUGAACAAGCAGUACUGGGUGGCAAAUGUUCCUUUUUCAGUUGGGGGAUUAUUCAAUACACCUUUGAAAGAAGCACCUUUCAAACAGAAUGUUUACAUUUAGUGACUUUGGGAGAUUAUAUUUUUUGGGGCUUUGUAUUAUAUGCCCAUCUGGUUCAAGAUGAAGUUCUGUUUUUUUAAUCAGAGCACUGAGGUAAGAUAGUGUGGUGUUUUGGCUGGCAGAGUUCAGUAGCUGCCACCAAAUCCCAAAGAGAUGUAUCCUGUUUGUGUGUUAUACGAUUGUAUAUUAUUAAAACGUUCAAAUGUUUAAAA
Messenger RNA from Oncorhynchus nerka (sockeye salmon), 3511 nucleotides. Its product is annotated as WD repeat and coiled-coil-containing protein-like. Gene Ontology annotation, molecular function: kinase binding. Lineage: Eukaryota; Metazoa; Chordata; Actinopteri; Salmoniformes; Salmonidae. The transcript is spliced from 4 exons. The record is from RefSeq and is a predicted model, not a curated record. The coding region runs from base 775 to 3048 and encodes 757 amino acids.